CGGCCGGUGACGCGCCGGGCCCGGCCCGCUCGGGGCGGCGGCGGGGCCGGUCCCGGCGGCGGCGGCGGCGGCCGGUGCGCGGCGCGGCGAUGCCGUUCCCCGGCGGGCUCUGGUGGCUGCUGUGCUGCCGGCAGGGCUUCACGCUGCUGCGGCGCGACUACGGCGAGGCGGACCGGGAGGCGGACGGCGAGGCCGAGGAGGAGGCGUCCUUCGAGCUCCGCGCGCAGGGCGACCAGGGGUCCCUGGAGGUGAGCCUCAGCCAGCCCACCCGCACCAGCAGCGGCUCCGAGCGGUCGCUGCUGGUGUCGGAGGAGAUGCGCAGCCUCAUCGUGGAGAAGGGGCCGGGGCCGGCGGAGGAUGACCCCGACGCUCUGGUGAAAGGCUGGCUGCAGCGGGAGGUGCGGGGCGGCGCGAAGACCCCCUGGAUCCGGCCGCGGAAGUACUGGUUCGUGCUGACGCCCGACUCGCUGGACUACUACAGCAGCAGCGAGAGGGGGGCCAAGCGGCUGGGCUCCCUGGUGCUCACCAGCCUCUGCUCCGUGCUCUGGCCGGACAAGCAGACCUACAAGGAGACGGGCUACUGGAGCGUGACGGUGUUCGGCAGGAAGCACUGCUACCGCCUGUACGCGGAGCGCCUCAACGAGGCCGUGCACUGGGUGUGCGCCGUGCAGAAGGUCAUCGACAGCAAGGCCCCGGUGCAGACGCCCACCCAGCUGCUCAUGCGGGACGUCGAGGAGCACGGCGGCAGCCCCGAGGCGCUGGAGCAGAUCUACCGCUGCAACCCGAUCCUGCGCUACACCGGCAGCCCUCUCUACGCGCCCCUGCUGCCCUUCCCCUACGGCAGCCCGGAGCCGCGCGCCCCCGGCGCCCGCGGCUACGCGACGCUGCGCGACGAGGCCGUGAAGCUCUUCAACUCCCUGCAGCAGCUGGAGGCGGAGCGGGACCCGGCGCCGCUGAUCCAGGGCGUGCUGCAGACCUGCCUGGACCUGCCGCCGCUGGUGGACGAGGUCUACUGCCAGCUGGUGAAGCAGACGACGGAGCCGCCGGCGCCGGGCGGCCAGGGCGACCUGCGCUACUGGCAGCUGCUGACGUGCAUGAGCUGCACGUUCCUGCCGUCGCCGCCCGUGCUGCGCUUCCUGCGCUCCCACCUGCACAGGACGGAGGGCCGGCGCCCGGCCUCGGAGGUGGCCCAGUACGCCGGCUUCAUCCGGGCGGCGCUGGGCAAGACGACGGGGCGGGAGUGCGUGCCCUCCCUGGAGGAGAUCCUGGUGCUGACGCGGCGGCAGGAGAUGGUCUGCACCGUGCACUGCCCCGGGGCGGCCGCCUGCCGCGUGGCCAUCAGCUCCCACACCACCGCCGCCGAGGUGGCCCGGGAGCUGGUGUCGCGGCUGGGGCUGUCGCGCAGCCCCAACCUCUUCGCGCUCUACGAGCAGUCGCGGCUGCGGGAGCAGCCCGUGGGCAGCGCCACGCUGCUGGCCGACGUCCUCACCAGGUUUGAAAACCUGGCCGGGGAGGAGCGGGAGCAGGACGCGCCGUGCCGGCUCUGCUUCAAGCACUACGGCUUCCUGGACACGGAGAACGUCCCGCGCGACAGCCUGGAGUUCGCGCUGCUCUUCGAGCAGGCGCACGAGAUGGUGCUGCGGGGGCAGGUGCCCGCCUCGGAGGAGACGCUGCAGACGCUGGCGGCCCUGCGCCUGCAGAGCCUCAACGGCGACUUCUCCACCCACGCGCCCUGCCCGCGCCUGGAGGAGCUCUUCCCGGCCGCGGCCCUGCGCGCCCGUCUGCGGGCCGCCCGCCCCCCGCCGCCCCCCGCCCCGGCCCGCCGCCCCGGGGCCCGGCUGCGCGCGGGGCUGCUGGCCGGGGGGCUCUGGGGCCAGGCGCUGGCCAAGCAGCGCGCCGAGCGGGACCAGCGGCUGCGGGGCCGCCUGCGCGAGGAGGGGGCCGCCGUCAUGGCCGCCGUCGUGGAGAGGUGGAAGCUGCUGCAGGGCAUGGGCCGGCCCGAGGCCGUGGCCGCCUACGUGGCCCUGGUGCGCGAGUGGCCCGGCUUCGGCUCCACGCUCUUCGACGUGGAGCUGCGCGCGGUGAGCGGGGGGCGCGGGGGCCGGGGCGCGGGGGCCGGGGCCGCCCUGACGCCCCCCCUCUCCCCGCAGGGCCCGCCGGCGGCCGCCCAGCGCCUGUGGCUGGCCGUGGGGGCCGAGGCCGUGUCGCUCUACCGGCCGGGCGAGCCCGAGCCCCUGGACCGCUUCUGCUACGGCCGCAUCUCCUCCUUCGGCGCCUCGGACGGCAGCACCUUCCGCCUCUCCCUGGAGGACCGCGACCUGCUCUUCGAGACCCCCCAGGUGGAGGAGAUCGCCCAGCUCCUCAGCACCUACCUGGCCACGCGGGGCGCCCGGCGCCCACCCCGCGCCGAGGAGCCGGCCGGCGGCCCCCCAGGCUCACCCACCCCGCGUCCCGCGGCCGAGCCCUGGCCGUGCCGGCCGCCCCCGGGCGCCUUCCUCAGCUAGCUCGGCGCGGCCGCGGCGGGAGGCUCCGCGCGGACGGAUGGACAGACGGACGGCCUGCCUGGCCCGGGCGCCGCCAGCUCCGGCGGGCGGGGGGGAGCCACCGGCCCGGCUCGCGCUCCCCCUCGGCCCUCUCCUUC
Messenger RNA from Dromaius novaehollandiae (emu), 2641 nucleotides. RefSeq names its product pleckstrin homology, MyTH4 and FERM domain containing H3 (gene PLEKHH3). The coding region runs from base 90 to 2504 and encodes 804 amino acids. Gene Ontology annotation, cellular component: cytoskeleton. NCBI's taxonomy places the organism in Eukaryota, Metazoa, Chordata, Aves, Casuariiformes, Dromaiidae. The record is from RefSeq and is a predicted model, not a curated record. The transcript is spliced from 12 exons. Gene Ontology annotation, biological process: signal transduction.